AAGGACGGGAGGAAGGGGAAAUGAGUUUUGACUUGUACGUGUAUCAUAUCUGAACGGCUUUAUUUAUUUUGGUUUAUAUGCUUCAAAAGAUCCACUGGAUGUCAUAGUGUCUACAGGGUAAAUGAAUUGUUAAGUGCUCAUACUACUUCAGUAUGGAUCCAGAGUAUGAGAAGCGACUCCUUCGUCAGCAGAAUGGCCAAGGGUCCCCUUACUCUUCUCCAUUUUCCUCGCCAAGUUGUGGAAGCAGUCCAGUAGCCUCCCCAAGUAAAGACAAAUAUGGAGAUCGCUUUAUACCAAGUCGUGCUGGUGCAUGUUGGAACAUAAACUUUAACACUAUUCCAGACAGUGCUUCCCAGUCCCCUAGUCUAACUAGGAAGCCCAAGGAGGCCAACACAGACAGUGGCAAAGAUGGCCUGGCUUACAACUGUCUGUUGAGGAAUGAACUGCUGUCAGCUGGUAUUGAUGACCUGAAGGAUCAGCAACCAGAUGAAAGGAGAAUACUCGUUCCCAGAGAAAGUAAAAACUUGUUUAAGUUCCAUGUUCCAAGGAGGAGCCUGGAAAUAAACGAUGCCUCCCCUUAUUCCCUGUCCCCUGUUGGCAAUAAGAGUCAGAAGUUACUACGGUCACCCAGAAAGGCUGUGAGGAAAAUCUCAAAAAUCCCAUUCAAAGUGUUAGAUGCUCCUGAGCUUCAGGAUGACUUCUACCUGAACUUGGUGGACUGGUCAUCUCAGAACGUGCUCAGUGUUGGUCUGGGUACCUGUGUGUAUCUGUGGAGUGCUUACACAAGUCAGGUGACGAGAUUGUGUGAUCUGUCCAGUGAUGAUGACUCUGUGACAUCUGUAGCAUGGGCAGAGAGGGGUCAUCUGGUUGCUGUGGGAACACACAAAGGUUAUGUGCAGAUUUGGGAUGUUACUGCCAACAAAAAAAUUAACACAUUAGAAGGGCAUAGUGCUAGAGUAGGUGCCCUGGCGUGGAAUGCUGACAUGUUGUCAUCAGGCAGUAGAGACAGGCUGAUAUUACAACGGGAUAUUCGUACACCUUCUGUGGUACCAGAGAGAAAGCUGACAGGUCAUAGACAAGAGGUAUGCGGACUGAAGUGGUCUCCAGAUCACCAACACCUGGCCUCCGGGGGUAACGACAACAAACUGUAUGUGUGGAACAUGACCAGUGUGAACCCUGUCCAGACGUACACAGAGCACCUGGCUGCAGUCAAGGCCAUCGCCUGGUCCCCACAUCAGCAUGGGCUACUGGCCAGCGGGGGAGGCACAGCUGACCGAUGCAUCCGCUUCUGGAACACGCUGACCGGUCAGCCUCUACAGUGUAUAGACACAGGGUCACAGGUCUGCAACCUGGCCUGGUCAAAGCACUCCAAUGAACUGGUGAGCACCCAUGGCUACUCUCAGAACCAGAUCCUUGUGUGGAAGUACCCCUCCCUUGUUCAGAUAGCCAAACUGACAGGCCACUCUUUCAGGGUAUUAUACCUGGCGAUGUCACCAGAUGGAGAGGCUAUUGUCACAGGGGCUGGGGAUGAGACACUUCGCUUCUGGAAUGUCUUUAGUAAGACACGCUCAACAAAGGAAUCAAAAUCAGUGCUCAACCUCUUCACCAGGAUUAGGUGAGGCGAGUAGGGUAAAUUACUUGAAGAGCAUUUUCAAGGGAGAUAACUCGAGACUAGGGACUCUCAGACCAAGUUGUUAAGUUCACCAGAGAACUCACCUUGACAGUGAAUGGUGACAGAAGACAUACAGGUGUUCAUUUUUUACCUGCUGGAUGUCAUUGGGAGACCAAGUGGAUCUAUCAUACAUUUUUUGUCACAGUUAGUUACAUGUGUCAUCUUUAUCGGUACAUGAAGUAUUGAUUUGUUUGUAAAUACAAAUUUUAUUAUUUAUUUCAUUCCCUUUGAUAUGCCAUAUAUAUCCCAUCCUACUUUGUAGUUGUUUAUCUUCUUGUGGUGAGUGUGGGACACUACAGACGGAGUUACUGAGGCACUGUAUCUUUGAGUGACCACUCCCACCUAGCCCAAGUCUUUAUAUCUUCCCACACCCCGUCAGCUUUACUAUCACCAUUGUUAAGUCAUAUACAGGUAGAUGUACAAUACCUGUCCUUUUUUAUGAAAAUUUACAUUUGUAUCAGUAUAAAAACAUUUGUACAACUAAGCUCAUAUUUUUCAUUUAAAACGUAAAUCAAUCCUUUCACCAAAUAUCCAUUCUGUGAUUCCUAUAUUCAUCUUUCUAGUUUGCUGAAUGGCAGCGAGAUACUUUUCAAAUCAUGCACAAUGCAGUGCAUGUUUGGAAGGAAGAGGGGAGGUUGAAUGUUGUUGAGGUUGAAGGUUAAAGUUAAUCAGACAGCAGAUACAGGUGUUUGUUUGUUGAUCUGAGCUUCUCGGUGACGUGUCACAUCUAGGUCUACAUUGGUCUACCAGUUCUGAACAACUCAGUGGAUUGUAGAGGAGUCUACCCUCUAUUAGGCUAAAGUAUGGUACAAAAAGAAACGAACUCUGUGUUAUGAGCAUAUGUUAGUUGAUCAGUUGUUUGAAGAGAUUUAAUUUUGACUUUUGGUUAAUUUAUUGUUCAGGAGAAUACAAGCGGCCAGAAAUUAAAGACUUAAUUAGCUCAGUUUUCUAACAGUUUACCUCCCAGCUUUCAGUAUCUUCAGUUAAAUACAGAGCAUGAGAACUGAUGGUGAGCUACAUUGUAUGUUUGGUUGUGGCUGUGUGUGAGAGGCAGAGAGAGAGAGAGUGAGAGAGUGGGGGAGGGGGUACUGAGGGGCAGAGUGGAGGGACAAAAAUAGUAUAAGCUUAUUAUUUGUUCCAUUUGUUCAUGUAUUUUAUGUAUCAUAUUUAUCAUAUUUCUAUUUAUCCUUUUUGUUGUUGUUGAUUUCUUGUGCCUGAUCGGGCCGGCUUGUUUUUGGAACAGUUUUAAACUGAGUUAGUGACUGUUUGCAUUUAUUUUUUAAAGCCCUUGAUUAUUGAACUGUUGUCGUGAUUAGUAGAGAAAUCUGACAUGAGUUGUGAUGUCUGUGCGGCUGUUGACAUUUCUGACAGCAUGUGUAUGGAACCAGUGCGAGAGAAUCAUGUCUGUGCGGCAGUUGACAUUUCUUACAGCAUGUGUAUGGAACCAUUGAGAGAGAAUCAUGUCUGUGCGGCAAUUGACAUUUCUGACAGCAUGUGUAUGGAGCCAGUGAGAGAGAAUCAUGUCUGUGCGGCAGUUGACAUUUCUGACAGCAUGUGUAUGGAACCAGUGAGAGAGAAUCAUGUCUGUGCGGCAGUUGACAUUUCUGACAACAGGUGUAUGGAGCCAGUGAGAGAGGAUCAUGUCUGUGCGGCAGUUGACAUUUCUGACAACAUGUGUAUGGAACCAGUGAGAGAGAAUCAUGUCUGUGCGGCAGUUGACAUUUCUGACAGCAUGUGUAUGGAACCAUUGAGAGAGAAUCAUGCCAUGCUAGUGUACAAAUAUAUCAGGCGUGUCAGUAAGCGAUGUCACUGUCAACUAAUCGCAACAAGUUUUGACAGUUUUAUAUCAAAAGCAUUACCAUUUACAUAUGUGUCAUGUUUUAUGAGACCCCCCCAUUAUCAUUAAUAAUGUUUGUCACAUUGUGAGUUAAUCAUGCCGAGUUGCGCCUGUCAGGUGUGGUCCGUAACUACCACAGCGUUCUCAUUUUAUACCUCUUGUGCACCUGACAGCUAAUCCUGCUUCUCCACACUUGAUAUCCAAUCAUGCCUCCGUUCUGAUAUCUACAGCCAACCAUCACUGUUGUGCCGUCUUACAUGUUGUCUAUCAUUUCACAUUAACAGUAUGUUAAUAUAAACCUAAGGACGAAAAUAAAGCUGAA
Molecule: messenger RNA, 3831 nt
Organism: Liolophura sinensis
Lineage: Eukaryota; Metazoa; Mollusca; Polyplacophora; Chitonida; Chitonidae
Product: fizzy-related protein homolog
Exons: 14
Coding region: 153-1619 (488 amino acids)
Biological process (GO): positive regulation of anaphase-promoting complex-dependent catabolic process; positive regulation of ubiquitin protein ligase activity; anaphase-promoting complex-dependent catabolic process
Cellular component (GO): anaphase-promoting complex
Molecular function (GO): ubiquitin ligase activator activity; protein binding; anaphase-promoting complex binding
Source: RefSeq, a predicted model, not a curated record